This is a messenger RNA of Brassica rapa (field mustard), 2278 nucleotides long. RefSeq names its product CTD small phosphatase-like protein 2. The record is from RefSeq and is a predicted model, not a curated record. Gene Ontology annotation, molecular function: phosphatase activity. NCBI's taxonomy places the organism in Eukaryota, Viridiplantae, Streptophyta, Magnoliopsida, Brassicales, Brassicaceae.
GAUGAUCAAUUUCUAUUGUAUGUUUCUCGAAGUUGACGAUGACUAUCAAAACGUCGCCGUCUUAAAUGUUUUUCGGUGUAAUUUGCAAUCUAACUCCUUGCGUUUCUAGUAUGUUAUUAUAAACAACUCAGUACUUGUGAAACCAAUCAAUCCGAACCAAUGUCUCAAUGCUUGGUAGCAGUUUCUCCACACUUAAGUUGAUGUGUUGCGUGUUUGGUAACAAAUCUACAGCAUCAUGAAUGACAUGAAACAAUAUUCCAACAUUAUAGAACCCAUGAAAUUAAAGACCUUCCUAUAUAUAUAGAGAGGACUCAACAGAAUCUAUAAAAAGAAUUAUUUUAUUCAGAGAUAUAAUUAAUACUCCAAUAACCUAUAACGUAUGCGCAGCUUCUAUAUUAGGUAAACCAGAAAGUUAAUAUGACAUGGUCUCUCUCCUCGAACAGGCGAUGUUGUCAUCAUUUUCCGGCCUACUCACUGAAUGCAUGGGUUUUGUUUUAAAAUCGAAAACUGUCGAGGUGCUAAUAAGAACAUAUAAAAAUACGAGGGCACUAAAUUGCAAAUUUUAAUUAAUUAUGAGUAUACUAUAUUCGUCUCUACAGAAAAUAUUGUACUCUUUAUAUUUCCGGAGAGAGAGAGAGAGAAGACGAAGAGAGCUGAAAUCGUUUUGAUCGGAGAUAAUCCUUGUGUGUGUGUCUUGAGCUAUAGCUUCUGCUCGAGAUCUGAUCUAGCUCCGGCUCCGCUCGGUAGCUACAGAGUGAAAGAGAGUUCUCCCACAAGGCUUUUUUAAAAUGGAAGACGAUGAUGGCUCUCCUUCUUCUCCCGAUUUGGAUGCACAGAGCCCUUACGAACGUUUGAUUGCUCUAACUCCAAGCUCCGCUGAUUCACAUUGUAACUUGGAUUCAGUUUCCGCUGUUUAUCUAGCGAUGAAGAGCUCGAAGCUGGAGUGCGUCGAAGAGCGUGGCCAAGAUUGCCUUAUCACCUCCGUAUGCAACGUGGAGGACGAAGAGGAGGAAGAGUUCGACGAGUUUGAUCCUUAUCUCUUCAUCAAGAACCUCCCCAACUUGUCCUCCGUUGUCCCUACUUUCAGACCCGUCUUGCUUCCUAAACAGACCCGAAGCUGCCCUCCCAUCUCCCUAGUCCUAGACCUCGAUGAAACUCUUGUGCACUCUAGUCUAGAACCGUGUGGUGAGGUGGAUUUCACAUUCACUGUACAUUUCAAUGAAGAGGAGCAUAUGGUUUAUGUGCGGUGCCGUCCUCACCUCAAAGAGUUUAUGGAGAGAGUGUCUCGUCUCUUUGAGGUUAUUAUAUUUACCGCUAGCCAAAGUAUCUACGCCGAGCAGCUUCUGAACGUGCUUGACCCUAAGAGGAAGCUUUUUCGCCAUAGAGUGUACCGUGACUCGUGUGUUUUCUUUGACGGUAACUACCUUAAGGAUUUGUCUGUCCUCGGACGUGAUUUGUCUCGUGUUAUCAUCGUCGAUAACUCCCCACAGGCGUUUGGGUUCCAAGUGGAGAAUGGGGUGCCAAUAGAGAGCUGGUUUGAUGACCCCUCAGAUAAAGAGCUCCUUCACUUGCUGCCGUUUCUAGAAAGCUUAAUAGGAGCCGAAGAUGUAAGGCCGAUGAUAGCCAAGAAAUUCAAUCUAAGGGAAAAGAUUGAUGCAGCUGUAGCUGCACCUGAGUAUCCUGCAGAGGCUGGAGAUCCUUUCGAAAGACAGAACAGAGCAAUGGAGUUCAGAAUCCGAUUAACCACAACAGUCACGUGGUGCCUUCUCAUCGCGUCAGCAUGUGUUCUAACCACAACAUCAGCAGCCCGGUUCGAAGUAAGAAACGAGAUCACAAAACACCAGGGACGAAACCGAAGCCUCACCGUCACCUGCUGGUCGACUACUAACAAAUUAGGCAAUCAAAAUCUCAAACCGGGCGAAUCCAGAAGCUGGUCCUUCAAGCCAGUGUACAUCAAAAUACCGUUCCUCUACACAUACUUUCAGUGCACCUUCUUCACCUCCUUUGGCUCGCCUAAUGGCCAGACCGCGACGGUUUUCGCAGGCGAGAGGAAGUUCAGCUGGCAGUGUGAUAAUCCGGAUGAGGAAGAGUGCAUUUGGGUGGUGAAGAGAGAAGGGUUAUAUCUUAGGAAGAUCUCAAGGGAUCAUAAAGGAGAAAGGCUUUAUGAAGAUGAAUUGAGACUGUCUUGGAUCGGUGGUACUAACUACUAUCCGGUUAAAUAGCAUCCCUAACCUUAUUUAAAAUCAAAUACAUGCAAUGCGUGGAACUAUCCUUAGUA